CAAAGGGAGCUGAACAAAAUUCUUCUCACUCUGACGUGUACAUUGUACCAUGCACAAUCAAGGCAACUAGACCAUCGAACUUUUAUUUAGUUGACUGUAUGGAUAAUAGAAUGAUCUAUUUAAGAUAUACCUUAGCCCGUCAUUCUAUCCCUACUACACUGGCUUACAAAAUAAUCGGCACAGCAAUUAACGCGUGGCCGCUAAAAUACGAGUUUCAAAAACCAUGUCUGUAUCACAAAGCUUCAGUGUUGAAUGUUAGUGAGGACAAUGAACUCAGAAUAUGGAUAGAAGACAAUCGUGUUAUUGUAUGUCUGGUUAACCAGACUUCUUUAUUAUCUAUAUCACAGGAUAUCGCUGCAAGCGUACAAGAAUGUCUAACAAGGAAUAUUGAAUCUUCCCUCCUGUUCCAUUGUAAAAGUUUCGGUAGGAAAAUAACACCAACAAAGGUAGUAGACCUAUACACCAUAGAAGUAGGCAUUCCAUGUGGAAGCAAUAUUUGCUUCACUCCUUCCAAGGACGCCUUUAAAAUUGACAGCUGGAAAUGUGACCAGGGAAGAGAGCAUGACACAAGAUAUAUUCGAUACUGGGUUUUUGACAAGACCCAAAAGAUGUGUGUGCAUGGAUGUGAUGGGCUGACAAGCAAUGAAUUGGCGAUAGAACCAAGUGAUAAACACCUUGUUAGAUUAGGAGGCAAAAUUGGAAUCAAGUCAUUUGAAGAGUUUUUCAUUAAUUUGGGAAUGAAUAAAAAAGAUUGGGAAAGUACUGAGUAUAUGUAUGCUGGUCACAGUUCUGAUGGCAUAAUGUCGAUGGCACUGAAACAAUGGAGAAAGACUAAGUUGUCAAAACUGGAAAAACAUACCUUGCAAGAUCUAACUGAUGCCAUGAGAGCAGUAAAUCUGGGUAGUCAUCUUAUAUGUCAGGUAUUCAGAGAAAACACGACGUUGUUCGAAAUAGCAGACUUCAAUCUCCAAGCCAUUCCAAGUGAUCACCAUUUAAAGGAGUUGUCAAACCAAAUAGGAAAUUGUCCACUGCAGCUGGGAAUAGAACUUGGAUUAACCUUCACAGAGGUUGAGCAGAGUUUAUUUGGUUUUCCGAAAGAUUUGCCUGGUUUGGUUGAAGAUAUUGUGAUGAAAUGGAAGAGAAAGUCAAAGGUUAAAACUAUCCAUAGUUUGAUGCUCGCACUUGAACGAGUAAACGCAGGUGGAAUCAGAUAUUUACUUGACUUAUCAAAAAAGCUCGCAGAUGCUAAUCUUGCUAAUAUAACAUAAAUAACUUUUAAAUAGUAUUGAACUUUUGUUACUUUAUGUCACCUUUGACAUUCUGAAGAGUGUUAGUUUUGUAAAUUUAUUCAAGUAUAAUGUAGUAUGCUUAUUUUGUUGUUAUUUUGUCUUGAGCAAGUCAUCACAAAAACUGGAAUUAUUCGCAUUUUUUAAUAGUAAAUUAUUACUUAUAUACAAUAUACAU
Mytilus trossulus (common blue mussel) is the source of this 1464-nucleotide messenger RNA. RefSeq lists its product as uncharacterized. The record is from RefSeq and is a predicted model, not a curated record. Lineage: Eukaryota; Metazoa; Mollusca; Bivalvia; Mytilida; Mytilidae. The coding region runs from base 99 to 1268 and encodes 389 amino acids. The transcript has 5 exons.